UCCCCCGGGCCUCCGUCGGCUAUCUCUUUUUUUUUUCGUCCGUAAGCGAACACCUCAAAUUUAUUGAUUUUUUUUUCCCUUCCUUUUUUCAUUUUUUCUGGUGCUGGGGUUACGGGGACCGGCCGCCUCUCGGGCGCCCCCGCUUCGCAGGACGCCCCCGCGCCCAUGGCCAGCGGCAGCCCCGCAAGGAUGGCCAGCGGCGCAGGGCAGCCGCCUUUCCUGCAGCCGGCCUGCUUCUUCGCCGCGGCCGUGGCCGCCGCCGCCGCCGCCGCCCCGCCGGGACCGCCACCGGGGGCGCCGCCGCCGCAGUUGAGCCCGGCGGGCGGGCAGCCCUCUCCGGGCGGCAAGCCCUCGGCGCCGCGAGCCGCCAAGCGGCAGCGCUCCGCCUCACCGGAGCUGAUGCGCUGCAAGCGCCGGCUCAACUUCAGCGGCUUCGGGUACAGCCUCCCGCAGCAGCAGCCGGCGGCCGUGGCGCGGCGCAACGAGCGGGAGCGCAACCGGGUUAAGCUGGUAAACUUGGGCUUCGCCACGCUGCGGGAGCACGUCCCCAACGGCGCCGCCAACAAGAAGAUGAGCAAAGUGGAGACGUUGCGCUCCGCCGUCGAGUACAUCCGCGCCCUGCAGCAGCUGCUCGACGAGCACGAUGCCGUCAGCGCCGCCUUCCAGGCCGGCGUCCUCUCGCCCACCAUCUCGCCCAGCUACUCGCACGACAUGAACUCCAUGGCGGGCUCCCCCGUGUCCUCCUACUCCUCCGACGAGGCCUCCUAUGACCCGCUCAGUCCUGAAGAGCAGGAGCUGCUCGACUUCACAAGCUGGUUCUGA
Messenger RNA from Colius striatus (speckled mousebird), 822 nucleotides. It is a transcript of the gene ASCL1, whose product is annotated as achaete-scute family bHLH transcription factor 1. The record is from RefSeq and is a predicted model, not a curated record. The transcript has a single exon. Gene Ontology annotation, molecular function: RNA polymerase II transcription regulatory region sequence-specific DNA binding; protein dimerization activity; DNA-binding transcription factor activity, RNA polymerase II-specific. Lineage: Eukaryota; Metazoa; Chordata; Aves; Coliiformes; Coliidae. The coding region runs from base 166 to 822 and encodes 218 amino acids. Gene Ontology annotation, biological process: sensory organ development; neuron differentiation; regulation of neurogenesis. Gene Ontology annotation, cellular component: RNA polymerase II transcription regulator complex.